Molecule: messenger RNA, 2781 nt
Organism: Penicillium lagena
Lineage: Eukaryota; Fungi; Ascomycota; Eurotiomycetes; Eurotiales; Aspergillaceae
Product: glycoside hydrolase family 78 protein
Exons: 1
Coding region: 1-2781 (926 amino acids)
Biological process (GO): carbohydrate metabolic process
Source: RefSeq, a predicted model, not a curated record
AUGACGUUGUCAAUUUCACCCUCCGCUCCAGUUUUCGAGCAUCACCCGGACGGACUCGGUGUUCAACACGCGCAACCGCGGAUUUCGUGGUUGUUCUCCAGCGACGGCGGGGGUUCAGGUGGAUGGAUACAACAGGCUUACGAGCUGGAGAUUUCUCGCAAUGGAUCUAUUGAGACACACCAUGUUGAAAGCGACCAGUCGGUGCUUGUUCCUUGGCCCAGCAGUCCGCUUGUCUCAAGGGAGAAGGCAGAGGUGCGAGUCCGGUGCUUCGGUGCUUCUCCCAAGCAAACUACCGGCCCCGGCACUAUCGGUAUGCCGACAGAAUGGUCCCCAUGGGCAACCAUCGAGGCAGCCCUGUUGGAUAAAGGCGAUUGGAAAGCCCAGAUGAUUACCGGCUCGCUGGUAUCGCGACUCGACCAACCUGUCCGACCGUUACGUUUUCGCAAGGUCUUCGAACUCGCCGAGAAUAGGAAUCCAGUCACCAGCGCCAGACUUUAUGUGACUUCCUACGGGGUUUACCAUGCGUUUAUUAAUGGCGAGUCCGUGGGGGAUCAUGUCAUGUCACCAGGGUGGACAAGUUACCACCAUAGACUUAAUUACCAGGUCUUCGAUGUUACGUCGCAGCUACAGAAAGAUGGUAGAAAUGUGAUUGAAGCGGAGGUGGGCCCUGGCUGGUUUGCGUCCCGAUUGGCUUGGGGUGAAGGCCGUCGAUGCAUCUAUGGAGACUAUCUGGGUGUACUGCUACAAUUGGAGAUCCGCUUUGGAGACAGUGCAGAGCAACUAGUUGUUGGAUCCGAUCCUACUUGGACAUGGAGCCACAGCCCACUUCUGAGCAGCGAGAUCUACGAUGGCGAAGUCUACGAUAUGACUCUGGAACAGGCUGGAUGGCAUAAAUCCGACCACGACGUGUUGCCGGGGUGGACAAAUGCAAACAGCUUGCCAUUCCCCCAAGCUCAGUUGAGUGCGCCUGAUAGCCCUCCAGUACGAGUGACCCAAAUUAUAUCUGCACGGAAGAUUUUCACGAGCCCAUCAGGGAAGGUUCUCGUCGAUUUCGGACAGAAUCUAACUGGCAAAAUUGGCGUUCGAUCUUUGAAGAAAACAGCUGGGCAUCGUGUCACGUUUCGUCAUGCAGAGGUCCUAGAGAACGGGGAGCUAGGAACAAGACCGCUCCGCUCAGCCAAAGCCACUGAUACUAUAAUCUGCUCCGGGGAGAUACUCCACUCCUGGUCUCCGUCAUAUACAUUUCACGGUUUCCGCUACGUGGAAAUUGGAGGGUGGACGCCAGAGGAUACCGAGAGUCCGUUGAAGCAGGAAGAUAUCACUGCUCUAGUAACUCACACUGAUAUGAGUCGCACGGGAUGGUUCAGCUGCUCAGAGCCCCUCGUGAACCAGCUACACGAGAAUGCUCUUUGGAGUAUGCGCGGGAAUUUCCUCUCUAUUCCCACCGACUGUCCACAGCGGGAUGAACGACUGGGCUGGACGGGCGAUAUCCAAAUAUUUUCUCCGUCUGCUAACUUUCUUUACAACACUUCCGGGAUAUUGUUCGGCUGGCUGCAAGAUCUCGCCGCCGAGCAAACAUUGGCAGGAGGAGUCCCUCCACUGGUGGUUCCCAAUAUCCUCAAGGAUGAAUGGCCUCCGUACGCACCUCAUGCUGUUUGGGCUGACGCAGCUAUCCUGGUUCCUUGGAAUCUGUAUUCCUCAUAUGGGGAUCCCGGCAUUCUGCGACACCAAUAUCCCAGCAUGCAGAUGUGGCUGGAUCAGGGUGUCCGCCGCGAUGCAAGCGGGCUAUGGGAUUCAUCGCUAUGGCAACUGGGUGAUUGGCUCGAUCCAGCUGCGCCUGCACAUAACCCUGGAGAAAGUAAUACAGACAGCGACUUUGUUGCCAAUGCUUAUCUAGUGCAUAUCACGUCGGUGAUGAGCAAGGCCGCCGCCAUUGUGGGCUUUCAGGAUGAUGCGAAGCGGUACAGUGAAGACUGGCAGCGGCUCAGAGGGACCUUCCAAAAGAGAUAUAUCACCCCCGAGGGUCUCGUAGUGGGUGAUACACAGACAUCGCUCGCUCUCGCUUUGGUAUUUGAUCUUCUCGAGACACCGGAGCAAAGAAGAAGUGCAGGAGAGCGUCUUGCAAGACGGGUCCGACUGGCGAAGUUUCGAGUCGCGACCGGCUUCGCAGGAACCCCUGUCAUUGCACAUGCUCUGACACUGGCCGGCCAAACACAACUUGCAUUUCGCAUGCUGCUGGAACGGAAAUGCCCGUCAUGGCUGUACCCCGUCACGAUGGGCGCAACGACAAUGUGGGAGCGAUGGGACAGCAUGCUCCCCGAUGGAUCAAUUAAUCCUGGUCAGAUGACCAGCUUUAAUCAUUACGCCCUGGGGUCGAUUGUGAACUGGCUACAUGAGUGUGUAGGAGGCAUUCGGGCGCUUGAGCCUGGUUGGAAAACAUUCCUUAUCCGUCCGCGUCCAGGCGGCACCCUCGAUUGGGCUGAAACGCGUUAUGAAAGUCCCUACGGAACAAUUAAAUCCCACUGGAAGAUCAAGACUGACGGUGGCAAGAAAUCCUUUCACCUGACUGUCACUGUACCUCCAAAUUCCAUGGCGUGGGUGAUCACCCCGGAAAAGGAAGAGUUGAAGGACACUGAUGGGAAGGAGUCCGGCGUACAGUGUUUCUCUGGAGAGCAUGAGUUUUCCUGCGCGUAUAUGGACCAGAAUGACUGGCCACCCAAAAGGCUGAGAAUUGGGUAUGGUCCUGAAAAUCUUGAUGAUGAUGACGAUGACUAUGUGUGA